AUGCAGCACAUAUUCCCGCAGCACGCACACGAUGUGUUCCACGGCGUGCCGCUGGUGUACCCGCGCGAGAUUGACGACGCCUGCGAGCGGAUCCGCGACGCGACGGACGGCCUGGGAGUGGACGAGAAGGUGCUCGUGGACGAGCUGAGCGCCCUAUCGGCGAGCGACCGGUUGCUGCUCAUCUACCGCUACAAGGACUUGUACCGCGAGGAGCUCAAGGACACGCUGAGCAGGGACACGGUGGGCGACUUCCGCUUCCUCUUGCUGCUGCUGACGAUGCCGCUGCCGGAGGUGGAGGCGUUCGUGCUGAACGUGGCCACGUCGGGCUCCGGCACGAAGGAGCGGCUGCUGUACCCGAAAUUCUUCGUGCUGAUGUGGCUGUUCGCGUUGUGGCAGAUUAUCCUGGGCCGCACCAACGAGGAGCUCUCGAUGCUCAAGUCGACGUACUAUUACAUCUUCAACAAGGACCUGACCUGGCUCAUGCGCUCUGAACUGAGCGGCGACUACCGCGAGGUGAUCCUCUUGGCGCUGGAGCGGCUGCAAGUCACGUACGACCCCGAGAUCCACACGUACGCGAGGGCGAAAGCGGACGCCAUCAAGCUCUACGACGCCGGCGAGGGCCGCUGGGGCACGGACGAGACCACCUUCAUCCGUAUCCUGUUCUCGAGCCCGCGCGAGCACCUCGUGCUGGUGAACGACAUCUACAAGAAGAAGUACGUGAGCGAUCUGGAGGAGGCCGUGCGCGCCGAGUUCAGCGGCUACGCGACCGAGGCGCUCGUGUUUUAUGUCCGCUUGGCGCUGGAGCCGCACGCAGCGAUCGCCGACCACUUCGAGCGCAUGAUGAAGGGCCUUGGCACGGACGAGAAGGGGCUGAGCGCCGCCGUGAUCCGCUACCACUGGAUGCAGCCGCGCGUGGAGGCGCUGUACGAGAAGCGGCACGGGCGGUCUCUCGAGGAGCGGAUCCGCACGGACACGGACGCCAACUACGGCGACCUGCUGGUCACGCUGCUGCACAUCCCGACCGACGGCGGCGGCGGCAGCAGCGAGAAGAGUGCGCCCGAGCUUGCAUCGUAGUAGAAGAAGAGCUGCAACUCAACAAGAUGUGUUUCUGUACUGU
This is a messenger RNA of Phytophthora sojae, 1117 nucleotides long. RefSeq lists its product as hypothetical. Bases 1 to 1074 code for a protein of 357 amino acids. Gene Ontology annotation, cellular component: cytoplasm. The transcript is spliced from 4 exons. The record is from RefSeq and is a predicted model, not a curated record. Gene Ontology annotation, molecular function: calcium ion binding; calcium-dependent phospholipid binding. NCBI's taxonomy places the organism in Eukaryota, Oomycota, Peronosporomycetes, Peronosporales, Peronosporaceae.